AUGAGCGGUCAUAGGUACGACCAGAUGUUCGAAAAUAAUCAGGCAUUUAAACCAGCGCGGGGUUACGGAGUGCCUGAUUACCGUCCUCCCGAGUCGCGUCUUCAAUAUAAAGUCGACCUCAUGUUUGAGAUGGAUAUAUUCGCGAAUCUUAUCACCGCCGAAUAUAAAUUUCGGCAAACACUUCAAAGAAUGGAGAACCUCAAGGAGAAUAUACGGGCGUUAGAAAAGGUCCCAGAGGACCUAGAAGACUUUGAAGAGAAGAAACAACUUCAACAAUACCACGAACAGCUAGAGACUGUCAAGCGAGAACACAGAAAGAAUGAGCAAACCCUGUUUGCCGAGGAAUCAAUGCUCCCACCGGGGCCCUUGAAACAAGACUACGAUGCGACCAGACAAGACCCAACAUGGUAUCUUCGGAAGCAGCUGGUCGAGGACUGCAUUGGCCGAGGUGGCUGCUGCGCCCGUGACUGUGACUGUUGCGAAGAUCGUGCACCCGCUCAAUUUAAGAAAGGGGUUGGGCACUGUACAGCUGGUUGUGGCUGUUGUGCAAGCGAGAGAGGAUUUGAACAUACGGCCGAAGAGGUGCAAGAGGCUGUAGAUCAGCUCGACUCAAUGCUUCGAUCCCGUAAUCCGUCAUAUGUUAUCAAGAUGGCAGAGGCUUAUUUUGUGAAGCCGCGGCAGGGGGAAAAAGUAGAGAAGAAAAAGGAACGGGAGAAAAAGGCACGGGAGGAAAAGGCAUGGGAGGAAAGGGUACAGAGGGAAAAGGCACAGGCACAGGCAGAGGCACAGGCACGGGCAAAAAAGGCACAGGCAGAAAAGGCACAGGCAGAAAAGGCACAGGCAGAAAAGGCACAGGCAGAAAAGGCACAGGCAGAAAAGGCACAGGCAGAAAAGGCACAGGCAGAAAAGGCACAGGCAGAAAAGGCACAGGCAGAAAAGGCACAGGCAGAAAAGGCACAGGCAGAAAAGGCACAGGCAGAAAAGGCACAGGCAGAAAAGGCACAGGCAGAAAAGGCACAGGCAGAAAAGGCACAGGCAGAAAAGGCACAGGCAGAAAAGGCACAGGCAGAAAAGGCACAGGCAGAAAAGGCACAGGCAGAAAAGGCACAGGCAGAAAAGGCACAGGCAGAAAAGGCACAGGCAGAAAAGGCACAGGCAGAAAAGGCACAGGCAGAAAAGGCACAGGCAGAAAAGGCACAGGCAGAAAAGGCACAGGCAGAAAAGGCACAGGCAGAAAAGGCACAGGCAGAAAAGGCACAGGCAGAAAAGGCACAGGCAGAAAAGGCACAGGCAGAAAAGGCACAGGCAGAAAAGGCACAGGCAGAAAAGGCACAGACAGAAAAGGGAGCGGAGGUAAAAGUACAGGAGAUAGAAGUACAAGAGGAAAAGGGACAAAAGAAAAAAGUGCAUUGGUGGAAGCAAAUCUUUUAA
Molecule: messenger RNA, 1431 nt
Organism: Penicillium expansum
Lineage: Eukaryota; Fungi; Ascomycota; Eurotiomycetes; Eurotiales; Aspergillaceae
Exons: 1
Coding region: 1-1431 (476 amino acids)
Source: RefSeq, a predicted model, not a curated record